Cheilinus undulatus (humphead wrasse) is the source of this 1998-nucleotide messenger RNA. RefSeq names its product leucine-rich repeat transmembrane protein FLRT2. The record is from RefSeq and is a predicted model, not a curated record. Bases 1 to 1998 code for a protein of 665 amino acids. NCBI's taxonomy places the organism in Eukaryota, Metazoa, Chordata, Actinopteri, Labriformes, Labridae. Gene Ontology annotation, molecular function: protein binding. The transcript has a single exon.
AUGGAGUUACAGAUGCGAUUAUGGAAUAAGGACUGGGCCUCCUUUAUCGGGCCGUGGAUACCGAUACUGCUGGGCCUUCACCUCCAGUUCUCGCGGGCCUCCAACUGUCCGGACGAGUGCCGCUGCGAUCGCACCUUUGUUUACUGCAACGAGCGGAGCCUGACCUCAGUGCCUCUGGGAAUCGGUGAGGGUUAUAAGAUCCUCUUCCUCCACAACAACCAAAUCAACAACGCUGGCUUCCCUUUGGAGCUGCACCACGUGGCGUCAGUGGAAACUGUCUAUCUUUAUGGCAACCAGCUGGAUGAGUUUCCCAUCAAUCUGCCCAAAAACGUCCGAGUUCUCCAUCUGCAGGAGAACAACAUCCAGACCAUCUCUAGAGCCGCUCUGGCUCAGCUGCUCUGGCUUGAGGAGCUGCAUUUGGAUGAUAACUCCAUUUCCACCGUGGGGGUGGAGGAGGGGGCUUUCCGUGAGGCGGUGAGCCUGAAGAUGCUCUUCCUCACCAAAAACCACCUCAGCAGCGUGCCUAUCGGUCUCCCCGAUGAUCUCAAAGAGCUUCGACUGGACGAGAACCGGAUUGCCAUCAUUGCAGAGGAAGCUUUUAGAAAUGUAACCCGCCUGCAGCGCCUCCUGCUGGAUGGGAACUUGUUGACAGAUGAAGGAAUAGCACCAGGAACCUUUCAGGACCUCGUCACCUUAAGGGAGCUUUCCCUCGCCCGAAACUCGCUCACCUACCCGCCUCCAUUUCUCCCAGCGGAGGUGUUGGUGAAGUUAAACUUUCAGGAUAACCAGAUGAAUCAGAUCCCUGUGAAAGCGUUUGCAGGGCUGCACAAGUUGGAGCGGUUGGAUGUUUCUAACAACCAGCUGCAGACGCUGAUGGAGGGAGUCUUCGACGGCCUCGGCAGUCUCAGGCAGCUUACGGUUCGGAACAAUCUUUGGCUGUGCGACUGCCGCAUUAUGUGGGUGGUGUCAUGGCUGAAAUCACUGCCGUCCUCGCUGAAUGUUCGCGGCUUCAUGUGCCAUAAACCAGAGAAGUUUCGGGGCAUGGUGAUCAGGGAGCUGAAUGCUGAGCUGCUUCAGUGUCCACAGAGCAUGGUGACAGUUGCGCCGAAUGAAUCUGCUCCAACGCCUUCCCCAGAAUCCCCGCUUAUCACUCAGUUUAUCUUGCCCUCCUCCUCCAGACGACCCUUCACAACGUUACCCUCCCUCCGCCCGACCUUUUCAACCAGAGGGGUGGGCCUAAGGACUAAGAAACCUCUCUCCCCCAGGAGUGAGAAUCUGCAGGUGACGUUUGCGAUCCUGAACGGUUCAGCGAUCCAUGUCAACUGGGUGGCCAACUUCCCCGUCACUGCCUACAAGGUGACGUGGGCAAGGAUGGACCCCAGUCUGACAGGGGACACUGUCAGAGAGAGGAUAGUGGGUGGGGACCACCGGGGGAUCCGACUGGCUAAUCUUGAGCCAAAGUCCACCUAUCGGAUCUGUGUCAUCCCGCUGGAUGCGUUCAAUAACUACCGGCCCAAAGAUGACACAGUGUGCACGGAGGCCGUAACCACGCUGGCGUCUUACAGCCCUGAAACCAACAAACGACCGUCAGGGCCAGAGCAGGCCACGCAGCCAGAAACCAGCUCCCCUUUCCUGCUGGCCGGGCUGAUCGGUGGGGCUGUCAUCGUGGUCCUGGUGGUCUUUCUCAGCAUCUUCUGCUGGCACAUGCACAAGAAGAGCCGCUCCAAGUCCUCCAACCAGUGGAAUUACAACCGGGGUCGGAGAAAAGACGACUACUGUGAGGCGGGCACCAAGAAAGAUAAUUCCAUCCUGGAAAUGACUGAGACCAGCUUCCAGAUCGUCUCGCUCAACAACGAGCAGCUCCUCAAGGGAGAUUUCCACAUUCAGCCUAUUUACACGCCUAAUGGGGGCAUUGGUUUCCGAGACUGCCCCCUGGGGAACAACAGCACAGUCUACUGCAAGAACAAGGUUCAGGAUGCAGACUAUUGCCGCACAUGA